Periophthalmus magnuspinnatus is the source of this 8323-nucleotide messenger RNA. It is a transcript of the gene dscama, whose product is annotated as Down syndrome cell adhesion molecule a. The record is from RefSeq and is a predicted model, not a curated record. Gene Ontology annotation, biological process: homophilic cell-cell adhesion; axon guidance; dendrite self-avoidance. Bases 706 to 6789 code for a protein of 2027 amino acids. Gene Ontology annotation, cellular component: plasma membrane; axon. Gene Ontology annotation, molecular function: cell-cell adhesion mediator activity. The transcript is spliced from 33 exons. Lineage: Eukaryota; Metazoa; Chordata; Actinopteri; Gobiiformes; Gobiidae.
UUUUCUGUUCCGCGAGCGCAGGCAGGCAGCAGGGAGGCAGUCUGGUCUGGUGUAUGCAUGUGCGCGCGCGGCUGCAGUCGGCGGGGAAGAUGCUUGUGCUUGUUGCUCGCCGGACGGAGAGAGGCGACGGCGAAGAUAGAAUGACUUCCCAGCGCAGCUAACAAUCAACUCCAGAGAGAAAUCUAUAAGAAAACCCCAACUUUUUACGCCUUUUACGCAAACCUGGUAUGACACUUUUACGCGCGGCUUUUUCGUUUUUUCUUCUUUUUUUGGUUUGAUUGUUGAGUUGGCUGCGUGCAUAGGCCGGUUUGUCCUAUGCUUGUGACUCAGCAGCAGCAGAAGAAGAAGCGGCUCACCUGGACCGGAGUGCACGUGCCACGCUCCCUCAUGUUUCCUCAACUGCGCGCUGCACAGGGAGACAAUCAGCGCAGCGGCAGCAGCGAGGGUCGGAGAAGCCCGUGCAAGCCUCCUCCUCUUGUGCUCUUGUGCUUCAUCUUCUUGGAUUGAGAGAGAGGGAAGGAGAGAGGGGCCAAUACACAAGCUCCCCUUUCUUUCUAUCUUUCUUUCUUUCUUUCAUUUGGACUUGUUGAUAAAUAUUUUUGAACGAAAGGAAACGCAUAAGAGAAGAAUAAGGGAAUUUAUCAAGAUAGUACAGGAGGGAAGACGAGAAAAAGCACCAUCAUUGGAUUUUGAACGGAGCGGGGCAUGUGGAUAUUGGCUCUUAUCUUUUCCCAGUGCAUCCUGAAUGUUUUCUGUGAAGAUCUUCGUUCCAGCUUAUAUUUUGUCAAUGCAUCUGUGCAAGAGGUAGUGUUCGCCAGCACCACAGGGACGUCGGUGCCCUGUCCCGCUGCAGGAGCGCCCCCUGUCUCUCUGCGCUGGUACCUGGCCACCGGCGAGGAGAUCUACGACGUGCCAGGGAUCCGCCAUGUGCACCCCAAUGGCACCCUCCAGAUCUUCCACAUCCCCCCUUCCAGCUUCAGCAAACUCAUCCACGACAACACCUACUACUGCACAGCGGAGAACCCCUCAGGGAGAAUCAGGAGCCAAGAUGUCCACAUUAAGGCCGUCCUCCGGGAGCCCUACACAGUCCGGGUGGAGGACCAGAAGGCCAUGAGAGGCAAUGUGGCGGUCUUCAAGUGCAUUAUCCCCGCCUCAGUGGAGGCCUACAUCACUGUUGUGUCCUGGGAGAAGGACACUAUGUCAAUCAACGCUGAAAUGUCCCGGUUUCUCAUCACAUCCACAGGCGCCCUGUACAUUCUGGAUGUGCAGAUGGAGGAUGGUCUAUACAACUAUAGGUGUAUGACGCGCCAUCGGUACACAGGGGAGACCAGACAGAGCAAUAGUGCCCGCCUCAUUGUAUCAGACCCCACCAACUCAGCACCCCAUAUCCUGGACAGUUUCGAGCGGCGUGAGAUCAUGGCAUCCCAUCGGGUGGAGCUGCCCUGUAAAGCCUCGGGUCACCCUGCGCCCAAGUACCGCUGGCUCAAGGACAACCGGCCUCUGGAGCCCGACACCCGCUUCAGACAGAGCGUCACGGGGCUGCUGAUAGAGAGAGCCCAGCCCGCAGACACCGGGACCUACGUGUGCGAAGUGUGGAACGGAUACGGGAAUGCCGAGGUGGUGGGACGGCUGCUUGUCAAAGAGCCCCUGAAUGUGCAGGUGAGUCCACAGAAGGUGAGAGGCAGUGUGGGCAGCCAGGUGUCCCUGUCCUGCAGAGUGACCGGCUCCGAGGAGUACCAGUUGUCAUGGUACCGGAACGGAGAGCUCAUCUACCCCAGCAACAGCGUGCACAUGACGGGCCAGUACAGGGAGAACCUGGUGAUGGCGGGCAUGGCCAAGAGCGAUGGAGGGGCUUACCAGUGCUUCGCGAGACACGGCAAAAUGUCUGCUCAAGAUUUUGUUCAAGUCAUCCUGGAAGAUGGAACCCCUAAGAUCCUGGCCUCUUUCAGCGAGAAAGUCUACAACAUCAACGAGUUUGUGUCAUUGUCGUGCACUGUGAAAGGGACUCCGGAGCCCAGAGUGACGUGGACUCUGGACGACGAGCCUGUGGUCAGAGACAGCCGCCAUCGCAUCUCCCACUACACCAACAGUGAAGGCCACGUGGUCAGCCAUCUUAACAUCAGCCAAACACAGGUCCCAGACGGAGGGGUGUACCGCUGUAUCUGCAACAACUCCGCCGGGACGGUCUCCUACCAGGCGCGAAUAAACGUAAGAGGGCCUGCCAGCAUCAGACCAAUGAAAAAUCUCACUGCCAUUGCUGGUCGGGACAUGUACAUCCACUGCCGGGUCAUAGGAUACCCUUACUAUUCUAUAAAGUGGUACAAGGACUCCAAUCUUCUGCCAUAUAACCAUCGCCAACGGGCUUUUGAGAACAACGGCACCCUAAAGCUGUUCGAUGUGCAGAAAGACGUGGAUGAAGGAGAGUAUACGUGUAAUGUGCUGGUCCAGCCUCAACUGUCCACGCACCAGAGCGUCUAUGUAACUGUCAAAGUGCCCCCCACCAUUCAUCCAUUUGAAUUCCCGCGGUUCUCCAUCGGACAGCGCGUCUUCAUCCCUUGUGUGGUCAUGUCCGGAGACCAGCCCGUCUUCAUCACGUGGCAGAAAGACGGCCGCCCGAUCCCAGCCAGCCUUGGCGUCACUAUAGACAACAUCGACUUCACCAGCUCUCUGCGCAUCUCCAACCUCACGCUCAUGCACAACGGAAACUACACCUGCAUCGCACGCAACCAGGCCGCAGCCGUGGAACACCAGAGCCAGCUCAUCGUCCGAGUUCCACCUAAAUUUGUUGUGCAACCGAAAGAUCAAGACGGGAUCUAUGGGAAGUCAGUUAUAUUGAACUGUUCUGCUGAGGGGUAUCCAGUUCCCACCAUCCAAUGGGAAUAUUCCAAAGGUGCUGGCGUCCCUCAGUUCAAGCCCAUCCCUCUGAACCCCGGCUCCCGUAUCGAGGUCCUGAUCAACGGCUCUCUGCUCAUCAAACACGUUCUGGAGGAGGACAGUGGCUUCUACCUGUGCAGGGUUAGCAACGACGUGGGCGCGGACGUCAGCAAGUCCAUGUACCUCAAUGUCAAAAUCCCGGCCAUGAUCACGUCGUACCCCAACACCACGUUAGCCACUCAGGGCGAGGAGAAGAAGAUGAGCUGCACUGCCCACGGAGAGAAGCCCAUCAUGGUCCGCUGGGAGAAGGAGGAACGCAUCAUCAACCCCGAGACCAGCCGCUACGUGGUGUCUGUCAAAGAGGCAGGAGACGAGGUCAUCUCCACUCUGCAGAUCAUGCCCACAGUAAGAGAGGACUCUGGCUUCUUCUCCUGCCACGCCAUCAACUCCUUUGGUGAAGACAGAGGCAUUAUACAGCUCACGGUUCAAGAACCCCCAGAUCCUCCUGAAGUGGAGAUCAGAGAAGUAAAGGACAGAACCAUCGCACUCCGUUGGACUAUGGGUUUUGACGGCAACAGCCCCAUCACGGGAUUUGAUAUCGAGAGCAAGAACAAAUCAGCCUCCUGGGAUACGGCUCAGAAGACCAAAGAUGUGUCGCCUCAGCUCAACCAGGCAACCAUCAUUGACCUCCACCCCUCCUCCACCUACAACAUCCGCAUGUUUGCCAAAAACCUGAUCGGGAAGAGUGAGGCUAGCAACGAGCUGACCAUUACCACUGACGAAGCAGCCCCUGAUGGUCCGCCGCAAGAAGUUCAGCUGGAAGCGCAGUCGUCUCAGAGCAUCAGAGUCACUUGGAGGCCUCCCAAGAAGCACUUGCAGAAUGGUGCUAUCAAAGGCUACCAGGUGGGCUACAGGGAGUACAGCUCUGGGGGAAACUACCAGUUCAGUGUGAUCAGUGUGGAGACCACCGGGGACAACGCGGAGAGCCUGGUUCUGGAUAAUCUGAAGAAGUUCACACAGUACGGAGUGGUGGUACAGGCCAGCAACAGCGCGGGCACUGGGCCUUCAUCUACUGAGGUGGCAGCAACCACACUGGAGGAUGUUCCGAGCCGUCCUCCGGAAAAUGUCCAAGCCAUAGCCACCACCCCGGAGGUCAUCUCUCUGUCCUGGCUGACCCCUCCCAAAGACGCUCUCAACGGGAACCUGCUCGGCUUCAGGGUCAUCUACUGGGCCAACCUGCCUGAUGGAGAGCUGGGAGAGAUCAGGAAUGUGACCACCUCUAAACCGUCUUUGGAGUUGGAUGGAUUGGAGAAAUACACCAACUACAGCAUCCAGGUGUUAGCCUUCACCCGAGCAGGAGACGGCGUGCGCAGUGAACAGAUUUACACCCGCACAAAAGAGGACGUCCCUGGCCCUCCGGCUGGUGUGAAGGCAGCUGCUGCAUCCAAUUCAGUGGUCUUUGUGUCCUGGCUUCCACCACUCAAAGUCAACGGCAUCAUCAGGAAAUACACUGUGUUCUGCUCCAAUCCACACCCCACGGUGAGCAGUGAGUUUGAAGCCGCUCCAGAUGUGUUCUUCUACAGAAUUCCCAACCUGAGCAGAAACCGUCAGUACAGCAUCUGGGUGGUGGCAGUGACAGCGGCCGGACGAGGGAACGCCAGCGAGAUCAUUACCGUCAAACCAAUGGCGGAGGCCCCGUCCCGGAUCCUGACGUUCAACAGGACGGUCACUACUCCUUGGAUGAGGGACAUUGUGCUGCCCUGUAAAGCUGUGGGAGAUCCAUCACCAACCAUCAAGUGGCUCAAGGAGAUCAAUGCAACUCCAGCUCCUGUGGCCGUCGACAGUCGGCGCAGUGUCCACGGCAAUGGCAGCCUGGUUAUCCGCACCAUCAAAGCAGAGGAUUCUGGGAACUACACCUGUACUGCGAGUAACAGCUUUGGAUCUGACAAGAUUGUCCUCAACUUGCAAGUUCAGGUUCCUCCGGACCAGCCUCGUCUCACUGUUACCAAGACAACCACUACAUCCAUAACCCUAUCCUGGAUCCCCGGAGACAAUGGGGGCAGCUCCAUCAGAGGCUACAUUCUGCAGUAUUCCGAGGAUAACAGCGAGCAGUGGGGAAACUAUGCCAUCAGUCCCAGCGAGCGCUCCUAUCGACUGGAAAACCUCAAAUGUGGCACGUGGUACAAGUUCACCCUCACGGCCCAGAAUGCAGUGGGGCCUGGGCGCAUCAGUGAGAUCAUAGAGGCUAAGACCCAUGGAAAAGAACCUCAAUACUCUAAGGAACAGGAGUUAUUCACCAGCAUCAAUGCCACUCGUGUCAAACUCAACCUAAACGGCUGGAACAACGGAGGCUGUCCCAUCACCUCCUUCACCCUGGAGUACCGCCCUGUGGACUCCCCCACGUGGACCACCGCCCAGCGCACCUCCCUCACCAAGAGCUAUAUCCUCUACGACCUGCAGGAGGCAACAUGGUACGAGCUGCAGAUGAAAGUGUACAACAGUGCCGGCUACGCGGAGAAGAGGGUCAAGUUUGCCACGCUCAGUUACGACGGAAGUACAAUUGCCCCUUUGGUGAAAGCCCCCAACGUCAGUGAGGACCACUCUGGAGGCGGCGAGGGGAUGAAGAUGAUGGUGACUAUCUCCUGUGUGUUGGUUGGCAUCGUGGUGAUCUUCAUCGGACUGUUAGUGCUGAGGAGGAGGAGGAGGGAGCAGAGGCUGAAGAGGCUCAGAGAUGCAAAGAGCUUGGCCGAGAUGCUCAUGAGUAAAAACACACGUCCAGCAGAGCCAGUGAACAAGCAGCAGCAGACGCUCCGAAUGCACAUCGACAUCCCCAGAGCACAGCUUCUGAUCGAGGAGAGGGACACCAUGGAGACUGUUGACGACAGAUCCACUGUGUUACUGACUGACAAUGAUUUUGGAGAGACACAGAAGCAGAAGUCGUCCACAGUCACUCACACAGUGCACUACCAGUCUCUGUCCCAGGCCACAGGUCCUCUGGUCGACGUGUCCGACGCCAGGCCCGGAACCAGUAAGUCCAACCCCACUGCCCGCCGCACCGCUAAAGCUGGUCCUGCAGCUCGAAACCGCUAUGCUAGCCAAUGGACCCUGAACAGGCCCCACCCCCCUGUGUCCUCCCACACCCUCAGCACCGACUGGAGACUGCCCACGCCCAGAGUCGCAGGAUCUGUGGACAAAGAGAGUGACAGCUACAGCGUCAGCCCCUCUCAGGACACAGACCGCGCAAGGAGCAGCAUGGUGUCCACAGAGAGUGCGUCGUCCACAUACGAGGAGCUGGCGAGGGCCUAUGAACACGCCAAGAUGGAGGAGCAGCUGCGGCACGCCAAGUUCACCAUCACCGAGUGCUUCAUCUCAGACACGUCGUCGGAGCAGAUGACCGCGGGCACAAACGACUACACAGAUAGCCUCACGUCCAGCACGCCGUCCGAGUCUGGGAUCUGCCGCUUCACCGCGUCACCACCCAAGCCUCAGGACGUGAGCCGCGUCAUGAACAUGGCCGUGCCCAAAGCCCACAGACCGGGAGGCGAGCUGGUUCACCUUCCUCCCUACCUGCGCAUGGACUUCCUGUUAAACCGCGGCAUGUCGUGCUCAGGCACCAGAGCGACCUCGAGUACAGAGCGGGCAGCCAUGGGCCAGGCCUGUCUGGAGCCUCAGAAGAGCCGCUCUCUGAAGCGGCCGUCCCGCAUGGCGCCCCCCACACCCACAGAAGCCCCCCAGGCCAGCAGGGACGCUGCUGCCCAGUGGCAGCCCGGCUCUGCGGCCACACUGCCCCACAGAGAGGGCUCGGAGCUGGCACAGGCCGCUAAGCUCAGCACGUCCCAGGAGUCUCUGCUGGACUCAAGAGGACAUCUCAAACAGAGCAGCAACCCCUACGCAAAGUCCUACACGCUGGUAUAACAGCAGGGGGCAGCAGGGGGCAACGUCCUACACGCUGGUAUAACAGCAGGGGGCAGAGUCCUACACGCUGGUAUAACAGUGGACUCACUGGACUAACACUCAAGUGCAGUAAACUGACUCACCACAGUUCUGUAUAUACGGCGCCCCCUGCAGGGCGGCCUCACUUUUACUAAUCUCCUUUUAUUUAUUUUAGAGCCUUUGUUUCUCUCAGUUUGUUUAUACUGUUUUGUUUGAUUCACUCAUUGGAGAUGACUCCAGACGGAGCUUUGCCAAACUAAUUGAGUAACUGAGGAGCAUUAUUUAUUCUUGUUCAUUCUUUAUAUUAAUCAGUGAUUCUUCUUGUUAGUUGUCAACUUACUGAUCAUUAUUCUUGAUAACCAAAUGCUCACCACUGCUACAAGGUUUUCAUAUGAACCCGGACAUGUUUUUGUUCUUCCGGAGUAGAAGAUGACCAUUUGGAGUCAUGUUUUUCCUAUGGAAUAUUCAGAAAAAACUGAAUAAACUUGGGAGAAAUCUUGGAACAAAAGCAAUUGACACCAGUCCAAACUUUUCAGCUGCUCUCAACUUGUUACUUUUUUGAAGAAAAAAAAUCUAUUUCCUAUGGAUGCAUGGGGACUGACCAACUAAAAAGACACUGAGGAUGACGACCGCGGCUGGGCAGACCAGUCGAGCAUUUUGUCACACUAUGAAAUGAUCCAAUGUGAAGAUUUAUUAUUCUUAUUACUAUAAAUAUAUAUAUAAAAAGAGAAAUCACUUUUAUUUGUGGAUAUUACAGGGAGAAAUUGAUUUGGUUAAUAAAGUCCUUAGUCAUGUUUGCACAUAUCUUGUUUUAAUUAGGAAAUGGAGUCUCUGUUGAUAUUUCUCUGUGUCCCAUUCUCUGAUGGUGCAAUAUGAAAAAAGCUAUGAAAAGUCUAUGAAACUAUACUGUACUGUAAUGAAGUAUGUUGUGAGUAUCCUACAGGGCGGGACACUGCUAUGUAUUCAGGGGUAUUUACUGCUGCAGUGUGCCAGCGGUAAAUGUUGUUAGCUAGAACAGGGAGGUUUUAGACAGUAACGGUUUGCACUUCACAACAUCCCCACUACAGUGUGUCCAGAUCAGUCCCCUUCUCUCAGUGCACUAGGCAGAGCCUUCGGGCUCUCACUCUCCUCAGUAGAUUUACUGUUGCUGCAUUGCAGUAAUACUCCUCUACAGGGAAAAAUGUGAGACAAUCCAACAGAUUCCCCCUUCAAACCAAACCUAAUGUCUAUGGGAAAUAUCUAAAAAUGUGGAUAUGCGUAAAGAGAUGUUUUGUUCUGUCUACCCCCGCCAGCUUCUGUUCUUUCUGUUGGGUCCACCGAAAGGAGUUUGAUCCAAAAUGCUGUGAGGUCAUUCUGUCCAUUUAUUUGGUUAGAUCUUUGAUUAACUGUCUUCAUUAUGAUACAUUUUAACAAAAGAAUAAUGUCACAUUUUAUUUUUAACAUUAGUGUUCACUAAGGUGGCACUGGAAUAAAGAGAAACUAACACAAAGUUCAAAAUUUGAUAAAUAAAAUGGCU